GUCUGCUCCUACCACCAUCACCAUUCACCAUGAGUACUCAGGACAUCCUCGUCGCCUCUGCGCUGCUAGUCUCUAUCUCUGCGCUCCUUCCGGAAGGCAAACGCUUGGAGAACCCCCAAGAUGCACUCACGGCCCUCGUUCACGCAGCGUUCACCACUCUCUCCUUCCGUCUUAUCGGCGUCGAUGACACCUCCUCGAUCUCUACGUAUGAGGGGAAUGUUCUGCCCAAAGAAUGGAAUCGCAAUGGUCCUGGUCACUACACUCUGCGCUACAAGCAUGCACAGAGCAGCAUGGAGUUUGUCAUCAAGGUCUCGAAGCUGGGAGGGAGGACUGUCAUCAAUGCCAUUGCCGUUGAGACUGACAGGACUGCGACGCUUGAUGUUGCGACAAAGGACUUUACUUCAGAAUCGUUCUACCCUUACACUGUCGAUUCCCCCACUCGUCUGGGCGAUGGCUACAUAUCCUCUUCGCGUAUCCAAGACUUCAUUGGCUCUCUGAAAACAAUGAUCAUUCAGAAACUCGUACCUGGUCUGCAGAAGGAGGGAUACACGGAGUCUGAGCCCUCGUCGUCCUCGACUGCCCCGCAGCCUUCAGCUGGGUCCUCUCAGCCACGACCCCGUGUCCCUGACGCUGGCGGCUCGCGGCCUGAUCCUGACGCGCCUUAUUUGCCGGAGAGGGACCCGCUGCGCGUCCCAACCCGCAAUCCUCUUGAGGUUGGGAGGCACGACCUCGAUCCCAUUCCUCGCAACCCUUGGGAACCUCCUUCGCUGUUCCCGGAUCACGGCGGUGAUGGAAUGCUGGUUGGUCCCAACCACCCCAUGUUCCGCGACAGGCAGACGGGACCGGUACGUGGCAUCGAUCCUCUGGGGCAAGGUCAACCGCGCGGCCCUUGGGGUGGUGACGGCUUCCUACCGCCUAUGGGCGCUCCUCCUGGUGCUCGCUUCGACCCCGUUGGACCGUCAUUUGGCGGCGGUGGAUUCGGAGGCCUCCCACGGAGGGGCCCUCGAGGAGGUGACCCCGACAACGAUGAGUUCAUGCCGCCCGGCAUGGGUGACAUGUUCAUGUAGAUAUGCACAUGGGAUGGUGAAUGUUCAGGAGGUUCAUGUGUCUGCAGUCUUGUUGUAUAGUAGUGGGAAGCCCUGUACAGUUGAGAGCGAAAUUGUAUCGAAGUCGAGCAGAAG
This is a messenger RNA of Schizophyllum commune H4-8, 1181 nucleotides long. RefSeq lists its product as uncharacterized. The record is from RefSeq and is a predicted model, not a curated record. Gene Ontology annotation, biological process: proteasome-mediated ubiquitin-dependent protein catabolic process. Gene Ontology annotation, molecular function: proteasome binding; endopeptidase inhibitor activity. Lineage: Eukaryota; Fungi; Basidiomycota; Agaricomycetes; Agaricales; Schizophyllaceae. Bases 30 to 1067 code for a protein of 345 amino acids. The transcript is spliced from 3 exons.